Messenger RNA from Molossus molossus (Pallas's mastiff bat), 3336 nucleotides. RefSeq names its product dentin sialophosphoprotein (gene DSPP). Lineage: Eukaryota; Metazoa; Chordata; Mammalia; Chiroptera; Molossidae. Gene Ontology annotation, molecular function: collagen binding. The coding region runs from base 1 to 3336 and encodes 1111 amino acids. Gene Ontology annotation, cellular component: cytoplasm; nucleus. Gene Ontology annotation, biological process: odontoblast differentiation; dentinogenesis. The record is from RefSeq and is a predicted model, not a curated record. The transcript is spliced from 4 exons.
AUGAAGAUAGUCAUAUAUUUUUGCUUUUGGGCAGCAGCAUGGGCUAUUCCGGUUCCUCAAGUCAAGCCAUUGGAGAGAUGUGCUGUUGGCAAACCUGUGAAUUUAAAUCUUCCAGCAAAAUCAAAAGUGUCAAUACAGGAUGAGUUAAAUGUUAAUGACACCGCCAAAGAAAAUGGUGUCCCCAGGCAUGAAGAUGAAAUGGGAAGGCAACAGUAUACCAAAGAUGGUUAUAAAGUAGAGAGAGAUGGUCCUGAGUGGGCAGAAGUAGGAGGAAAACGUUCUUCUGCACAUUCCAUGUUCGUAGAUGAAGAGGGAAAUCCUGAGGAUCCGAACGGGGGCACAGGAAAUCCAGAAACAUAUGGUCAUGAUGGGAUAUAUGGAAAAGAAGAUAGCACCACAGCCAGUGGUAUCAGGAGACAAGUAAGCACCACUGACAAUACCGGAGCAGCAGAUGGGAGCAAUAUUAAUGGAAAUAUUGAUGAGAAUUUAAAAAACGGGGAUGCUGGAGGUGCAGGUCAGAGUGAGAAUACCACUGUUGUUGAAGAAGAUGAACAUCAAAUAUCUGGAAGCAGUAAUAGUACAGGCCAAGAGGAUGAAGCAAAUGGGAAUUCCUGUGGAAAUGAGGGUAAUACCACUGAAAUAAUACCUCAGAAAGAAGGUGAGAGAAAUGGUCACGAGGAGGCAGGGGUAACACCAGGGGAAAGUGGAGCGGGCAAUAGAGAAGACCCUGGCCUAGAUAAUUCUGAUGGGAGUCCUAGUGGGGAUGGAGCAGGUGAGGAUGAAGACAAGGGCUCUGGGGAUAAUGAAGGUGAAGAAACAGGAAAUGGACAAGAGGGCACUGAUGACAGCAAGGGCCAGGAGGGUCAGGGUCCUGGAAAAGAAGAUGACAACGAUAAUAGCUUAGGUCAAAAUUCAAUUAGUAGUGAAGACAAUGACCCUGAAGAAAAGGAAGAUCCCCAUGACACGGAUGGAGACAAUGCCUCCAAGAGUGAGGAGGAUUCCGAUAGUAUUCCAGAAGAAAAUGAUAGCCAAAGAACAGAGGACAUGGGAAAACCCAGUCACAGAGGAAACAAUGGUAUGGAUAAUGGAAUCACCAGAGAAUCAGAGCCAAGUACUAAUGAGAAGAGCCCAGACAAGGAAAUAGAAGUUGAAGGUUCUAGCAGUGGAAACAGAACCAAUAUUGCCAAAGAAGCUGUGAAAGUCAACAGAGAUAAAGAGAGUAAAGGGCAACAUGGAAUGGUUGUGGGCAACGGAAAUGUCAAGACACAAGGAGAGGUUGACCACAAGCAAGAACUGGGCCAGAAAUCAGAACCUGAAAAUAAGGUUGGACAUGACCAAACAGGUAGUGACAGUAACAGCGAUGUGUAUGAUAGUUACGAGUUUGAUGAUGAAUCUUUGCAAGGAGAUGAUCCCAACAGCAGCGAUGAGUCCAAUGGCAGUGAUGAUGCCAAUUCGGAAGGUGACAAUAACAGCAGUAACGGAGGAGAUGCAUCUUAUAACUCUGAUGAAUCAAAAGAUAAUGACAAUGACAGUGACUCAAAAGGAGAAGGAGAUAAUGACAGUGACAGCACAUCAGAUGCUAAUGAUAGUGAUAGUAAUGGCAAUGGUAACAACGGGAGUGAUGACAGCAAAUCAGACAGCAGUGACAGCAAUGAUAGCAGUGACAGCAAAUCAGAUAGUGACAGCAGUGACAGCAGCGACAGCAGUGACAGCAAAUCAGAUAGUGACAGUAGUGACAGCAGCGACAGCAAAUCAGAUAGUGACAGUAGUGACAGCAGUGACAGCAGUGACAGCAGUGACAGCAGUGACAGCAAAUCAGAUAGUGACAGCAGUGACAGCAGUGACAGCAGCGACAGCAAAUCAGAUAGUGACAGUAGUGACAGCAGUGACAGUAGUGACAGUAGUGACAGCAGUAACAGCAGUGACAGCAGUGACAGCAGUGACAGCAGUGACAGUAGUGACAGCAGUGACAGCAGCGACAGCAAAUCAGAUAGUGACAGUAGUGACAGCAGUGACAGCAGUGACAGCAGUGACAGUAGUGACAGCAGUGACAGCAGCGACAGCAGCGACAGCAAAUCAGAUAGUGACAGCAGUGACAGCAGUGAUAGCAGUAACAGCAGUAACAGCAGUGACAGCAGUGACAGUAGUGACAGCAGUGACAGCAAAUCAGAUAGCGACAGCAGUGACAGUAGUGACAGCAGUAACAGCAAAUCAGAUAGCAGUGACAGCAGUGACAGUAGUGACAGCAGUGAUAGCAGUAACAGCAAAUCAGAUAGCAGUGAUAGCAGUGACAGCAGUGACAGUAGUGACAGCAGUGAUAGCAGUGACAGUAGUGACAGCAGUAACAGCAAAUCAGAUAGCAGUGACAGCAGCGACAGUAGUGACAGCAGUGAUAGCAGUAACAGCAAAUCAGAUAGCAGUGAUAGCAGUGACAGCAGUGACAGCAGUGACAGCAGUGACAGUAGUGACAGCAGUGACAGCAGUGACAGCAGCGAUAGCAGUGACAGUAGUGACAGCAGUAACAGCAAAUCAGAUAGCAGUGACAGCAGUGACAGUAGUGACAGCAGUGAUAGCAGUGACAGCAGUGACAGCAGCGAUAGUAGUGAUAGCAGUGACAGUAGUGACAGCAGUGAUAGCAGUGACAGUAGUGACAGCAGCGAUAGUAGUGAUAGCAGUGACAGCAGUGACAGCAGCGAUAGUAGUGAUAGCAGUGACAGUAGUGACAGUAGUGACAGCAGUGACAGCAGUGACAGCAGCGAUAGUAGUGAUAGCAGUGACAGCAGUGACAGCAGCGAUAGUAGUGAUAGCAGUGACAGUAGUGACAGUAGUGACAGCAGUGACAGCAGUGACAGCAGCGAUAGUAGUGAUAGCAGUGACAGUAGUGACAGUAGUGACAGCAGUGACAGUAGUGAUAGCAGUGAUAGCAGCGAUAGUAGUGAUAGCAGUGAUAGCAGCGAUAGCAGUGAUAGCAGUGACAGUAGUGACAGCAGUGACAGCAGUGACAGUAGUGACAGCAGCGACAGCAGCGAUAGUAGCGAUAGCAGUGACAGUAGCGACAGCAGCGACAGCAGCGAUAGCAGUGACAGCAGUGACAGCAGUGACAGCAGCGACAGCAGCGAUAGCAGUGACAGCAGUGAUAGCAGUGACAGCAGCGACAGCAGCGACAGCAGCGAUAGCAGUGACAGUAGUGACAGCAGUGACAGCAGCGACAGUGCCUCUGACAGUAGUGAUGAGAGUAACGGCAAGAGCAAGUCUCAUAAUGGCAACAACAAUGGAAGUGAUAGUGACAGUGACAGUGAAGGCAGUGACAGUAAUCACUCAACCAGUGAUGAUUAG